AUGACAGUAAAAGAAUCGCAAAUCUUUUUUCAAUGGUUAUUCUUUAUUCUUAUUUCUAUAUUUAUUCUUAUUAUUAUCGUUGGUUUUUUCUGUUGGUAUGCUGCUCGUCGACGACAACACAUUCAACAUUCAAAUCAAAGAAACCUAGACAAAGUAACUGUUAAUAAGAAGCCAAUACAACAAACAUUGUUUUCAAAAAAUGAAUAUCUACCAUCUUCAAAUUAUAAUUUAAAAAUAAAAUCUCGAUCAGCAAGUUCAUCACAAUUAACUAAUACUGAUAUUGCUCAUCUUGAUAAACUCAUACGUACUGCAAGUGAUCGAUCAAUAUGGAAACAAAAUUAUUCCAAAAUAAAUCAGUAUAAUAAACCACGUAAAGUGCCUUCAGGACAUAUUCAACACAAAAUAUAA
Adineta steineri is the source of this 408-nucleotide messenger RNA. The record is from the annotation of a GenBank genome assembly. Lineage: Eukaryota; Metazoa; Rotifera; Eurotatoria; Adinetida; Adinetidae.